AUGGCUUCUGAAAGACUACGGAAACCUAAAUCUUCACCAAGCACGACGAGUCAUGACGACAAGCUACCGCUGGAUUUUGAAAAUCUCCGCAACACUUUAAUAGCGGAGCUAACAUCUACCAUCGCAGUUCAGGUGAAAGCAGCUAUUGACUCCGCUCUGGCCCCAGUUGUUGCGUCGUUUGAGAGUUUUAAAUCGGUCACUGAAUCACAAGGACGGCGUAUUGACGAGCUUGACCAGCACCUGAACGAUUACAGUGACCGCAUUGUAGCACUGGAACAGACGGUGCUGAAGCUAAUUUCGGCUAACAAACAACUCUCCGAGAAAGUUGAGGAUUUAGAGUCCCGCUCGCGGCGCUGCACUCUCCGGGUCAUCGGUAUUCCGGAACGAGAAGAAGGGAGCGAUCUGGUAACAUUUAUGUCUAAAUUUUUCCAGGAUGUGCUCGGAUCAGAAAUCUUUCCGACUGCUCCAUUGCUGGAUAGAGCGCACCGCAUUGGCCCCGUGCCCUCGGAGGAGCAGCGAGAGAAUCAGAGGUCCAGAGUGGUGAUUGUGCGGUUUCACUACUUUCACGACAGAGAAAAAGUUGUUCGACGCGGGAAUUGGAAUCAGCUUUUCCAUCAGGGCCGUAAGGUCUUCAUCUUUCCUGACUUCAGCUCCAGCGUCGCUAAGAGGAGAGCAGCCUUCGCUGCGACCAUGCUCCUCUAAGUCUUCACAUUCUUCUACCUUCACAUCGCGCCUUUCGUCCACCAUGGAGGCUUAACUCUCUACUUCUAUCCGAAUCAGCGUUUUGCAAGUAUAUUUCUACUUCAAUAGAUGAUUUUCUUCUUACUAAUCAAACUGAUUCAAUCUCUUACUCUUUACUUUGGGAAACUUUAAAGGCCUUCUUAAGGGGACAGUUAAUCUCUUAUUCUGCUCAUGCCAAUAAGCAAUGCAAGGAUAAGAAAAAAGAGAUAUCGGAUAAUAUUCGAGCCAUUGAUGACCAAUAUGCUCUCAACCCGACCCCUGAGCUGCAUAAACAAAGGCUUAAUUUGCAGGCGGAGUUCGAGUUGUUAUCGACAGGUGAGGCGGAGAGGCUGUUGUUACAUACACGUGGCAAUUAUUAUGAAUAUGGAGAUAAGGUCGGUCGGUUGUUGGCUCACCAACUGCGUAGCUGAGUGGCCUCACGCUCUAUCACUCAGAUUAUGCAGUCCAGUGGUGCAUUAACCUCGGAUCCUGUAGAAAUUAAUUCAACUUUUAAAAGUUUUUAUUCCCUCUUUAUACACAGCUGGAUCUCCUGACAAUUCAGGUAACAUGGACCAUUUUCUUGAAAAUAUUGAUUUUCCCGGAGUUGACCCUCUAUUGGCAUCUGAGCUUGACAGCCCCAUCACCUUAGAUGAGAUCACUAACUCAAUCAACUCAUUGCAAUCUAGGAAAUCACCUGGCCCGGACGGGUUUGCUGACGAAUUUUAUAAGAAAUUUCAUGUUGUAUUGGCCCCAUUACUUCUGGCUGUAUUCGAGGAAUCCUUAGAACUAGGGACGCUGCCACAAACAUUGAGACAAGCAUCUAUAACUCUAUUGCUCAAAGAUGGGAAGGACCCAACAUUAUGUAAUUCGUACAGACCUAUUAGCCUCUUCAAUGUUGAUGUCAAGAUUUUAGCCAAACUUUUGGCCUCUCGUUUAGAGGGGGUUCUCCCUAGCAUUAUUUCAGAGGAGCAAACCGGGUUUAUAAAAGGACGGCAUUCCUUUUCUAAUAUUCGUACUCUACUUAGCAUUUUGUAUUCAAAACAAAACAGCGCCUCAUCUGAAGUGGUCAUCUUUUUGGACGCAGAAAAGGCAUUU
Ictalurus furcatus (blue catfish) is the source of this 1815-nucleotide messenger RNA. RefSeq lists its product as uncharacterized. The coding region runs from base 1 to 702 and encodes 233 amino acids. Gene Ontology annotation, cellular component: ribonucleoprotein complex. The record is from RefSeq and is a predicted model, not a curated record. Gene Ontology annotation, biological process: retrotransposition. Lineage: Eukaryota; Metazoa; Chordata; Actinopteri; Siluriformes; Ictaluridae. Gene Ontology annotation, molecular function: single-stranded RNA binding. The transcript has 2 exons.